Molecule: messenger RNA, 2792 nt
Organism: Bolinopsis microptera
Lineage: Eukaryota; Metazoa; Ctenophora; Tentaculata; Lobata; Bolinopsidae
Product: puromycin-sensitive aminopeptidase-like
Exons: 16
Coding region: 43-2715 (890 amino acids)
Biological process (GO): peptide catabolic process; proteolysis
Cellular component (GO): cytoplasm
Molecular function (GO): metalloaminopeptidase activity; peptide binding; zinc ion binding
Source: RefSeq, a predicted model, not a curated record
AAACAUUGCCAGACUCAUGUUACACAGUUCUAGUAUGAGGACAUGAGUACAAUCCUGCUAUCCAGCCUCAGGUCAGUCUCUAAAAGUGUCACAAUUAUAAGGUUAGCAAGAAGCUUCAGGAUGUCUGCCAGUCAAAGAAAACCAUUUGAGCAUCUUCCCUCUACUGUGGUUCCUUCCAACUACACCCUUUACCUUCAUCCGGAUCUAGUGAAGAACUCCUUUAGUGGCAAAGAGACUAUCGAUGUUGAGGUGAAAGAGUCUGUAAAUGCUGUCAAGAUGAACAGUGCUGAGAUUGAAAUUCAAAGUGCCUCCUUCACUUCUGGUGGAAACACAGUUAGUUCAUCAGACAUAAAAACUAACGCUGAAGAUGAGACACUAACUGUGACCUUCCCUGGUUCUUUGCCUCUAGGUUCUGGACAGAUCCACCUCAACUUUACUGGGAUUCUGAAUGAUAAGUUGAGAGGAUUUUAUCGCAGUUGCUAUACAGCUGGCGAUGGAAGUAAGCAUCCCAUUGCUGUCACACAGUUCGAAUCAACAGAUGCUCGCCGUGCCUUCCCCUGCUGGGACGAACCUGCUAUCAAGGCAACAUUUGAUGUAACACUGGUGUCUCCUGUAGCUUCUGUGGCUCUGUCAAACAUGCCUGCAGUUAAAGAGGAAGUACAAGAUAGUAUCAAGAUAACAACCUACGAUCGCACGCCAAUAAUGUCGACCUAUCUGGUUGCCUUUGUAGUCGGAGAGUUUGAUUACGUUGAGGCUCGAGAUAAGAACGAUGUUCUUAUCAGAGUAUACACUCCAGUCGGUAAAAGUGAACAGGGUCAGUUUGCCCUGGAUGUUGCGGUCCAAUGUAUGCCGUUUUACGCAGACUAUUUUGAAAUUAAGUACGAUUUACCCAAAUUGGACAUGAUAGCAGUGCCUACUCUUAGUUUUGGAGCGAUGGAGAACUGGGGUUUGGUGACCUACAGGGAGACUGCGUUACUGGUGGAUCCACUGAACACCUCUUCUGGAACCAAACAGUGGGUUGCCCUGGUAGUUGGUCACGAGUUGGCCCAUCAGUGGUUUGGAAACCUGGUCACCAUGCAAUGGUGGACUCACUUGUGGCUAAACGAAGGUUUUGCUAGCUGGAUCGAGUACCUCUGCGUGGAUCACUGCUUCCCUUCUUGGGACAUUUGGCUCCAAUACGUCAACAUGGAUUUCUCACGUGCACUUGAACUGGACGCUCUAGAUAACUCUCAUCCUAUUGAAGUUCCUGUAGGUCAUCCUGAAGAGGUGGAUGAAAUCUUUGAUGCUAUUUCUUAUUGUAAAGGUAACAGCGUGAUCAGGAUGUUGCACAACUGGUUGGGAGCAGAGAAGUUCAGGAAGGGACUAGCUCUGUACCUGAAACGUCACCAGUACAAGAACGCUCUUACUGAGCAUUUGUGGGCCGCCCUUGAGGAGUCAAGUGGACAACCUGUUAACAAGGUAAUGUCAACAUGGACAGGACAAAUAGGGUACCCCAUGUUGACAGUGGAGGUAGUGGAGACCUCUGACAGUGUCACCCUCAACUUGAAGCAACAGAAGUUCUGCGCUAACGGAGAUAACUCCAGUGACCAGCAGUGGCUGGUGCCAGUUACUGUGGUCACACAGUCACGUGACACGCCACAGACUUAUCUGCUGGACGGACGAGAGGGGCAGAUCGUGUUGGAGGGAGCCAGGCCUGGCGACUGGGUCAAAGUUAAUCCUAAUCAAAUAGGACUGUUCCGGGUUAAGUACAGUGAUGAUCUUCUGAAGAGACUGCUACCAGCUGUUAAGAACCAAGCUCUGUCAUCUGCAGACAGACUGGGGAUACAGCAGGAUUUGUUCGCUCUGGCUAAAGCUGGUUACUCGAGUACCGCGAAUCUACUGACCUUGAUGGGAUCUUACAGUACUGAGAGGAACUACGUUGUUCUCAGUAGUAUCAACACUAACUUAUCUGAUUUGGGAGGUCUAUUCAACCAUCUACCUUGUUAUCAACAGUUCAAAGCGAUGAGGAGACAGAUAUUCUCUAAGAUUCUCACUGAGGUGGGAUGGGAGAACAAGGAAACAGACGGGCACACAGACGCACUGUUACGGAGCAUGCUAAUAGGGACUCUGGGACACAGUGGGGACACUGAAGUUAUUGAAAAGUGUAACGACAUGUUUAAACAGCAUAUCAGUGGAGGAAAACAGAUACCAGCAGAUAUAAGAGGAUCAGUGUACAGCACAGUACGGGCCAAUGGCGGGAAUGACGAAUAUCAGGACUUACUAACCUUGUUUAAUAAAACGGACCUGCACGAAGAAAGGGACAGGAUCCAGAGGGUUCUUGGCUGCGGUCCUGACGCUGAUUUGCGAGCUAAGACACUAGACUUCUCACUAAGCGAUGCUGUACGUUCAAAUGACACUCCCUUCGUUAUUGGCGGCGUUGCUAAGGCUGGGUGGGAAGGAAGAGACCAAACUUGGGCGUUUGUCAAGAACAAAUACCCCAUAUUUUUGGAACGGUAUUCCGGUGGUUUCCUCUUCCAACGUCUGGUUCAGACUACCUGUGCUAGUUUCGUAGACAUGGAAAAGUACAAAGACGUUGAGAAAUUCUUCUCCGAGAACAAAGCACCGUCGGCAGAAAGAGCGAUAAAACAGAGUUUGGAGAGCAUUAAACUGCGCGCCGGGUGGCUGGAGAGAGACGGCGAGGCUGUGGCUCAGUGGUUCAAGGAUCGUGGCUUUUAAGUGGCCGGACUGGCGAACUCUUAUCUUUCAGUUUUUGUCGAAAUUAAUUUGUUAAAUUUGUGAUUGUUUUGAUACAA